Messenger RNA from Coccidioides posadasii C735 delta SOWgp, 2862 nucleotides. RefSeq names its product putative NRPS-like protein biosynthetic cluster. The record is from RefSeq and is a predicted model, not a curated record. Lineage: Eukaryota; Fungi; Ascomycota; Eurotiomycetes; Onygenales; Onygenaceae. Gene Ontology annotation, biological process: amino acid activation for nonribosomal peptide biosynthetic process; secondary metabolite biosynthetic process. Gene Ontology annotation, cellular component: cytoplasm. Gene Ontology annotation, molecular function: phosphopantetheine binding.
AUGACUGUCGGACGAUUCCCUGUCAGCUUGCAUUCCCGCACCCCACAAACCGCGGCAAUGAAAGACACUCAUUUUCAAACAUCUUUGCGCGAGCGAACCAGCAAAUACUGGAGCACCUUUCUCCAUGAUUUCAAGCCAUGCUACUUCCCUUCGUUACUUGAAGGGGAUGGACCCAGUACAUCUACUACUACCACCCUUCAGCGCGGCGACUUCCAAGAGGCUACUGUCAAGCUCGACAACAUUUAUCAUUCUACUCUUCAGGAGUUUUGUUCUGAACAUCAGGUUACACUAGGCAGCUUUUUCCAAACCGCCUGGGCUGUUGUCGUAGCCUGUUAUGCUGGCGUUGAAGAUAUAUCGUUUGGUUAUUUGGAGGGAGACAAUAGUGACGUCGUGAUCUGCCGUACAGACAUCACUGCUGAACAAAUGCUUCACCAGAUCAUGAUAGAUAUGAUGGAACACCUGGAAAACGCCCGAACCCGUCCCAUUGGCAUUACAGAGGUGCAAAACCUUGUCGGCCUUGAAGGGCAAUUACUUUCAGACUCGGCUUUGCAGAUUCAACGACGUGGUUCCGAGCAAUCGGGAAGUAUGUCGCAGGCUGAUGGGAACUUCGACAUCCAGGCCCAUGCAUUGAUAAAUGACGACGAUUCUGUUGCAGUGGCAAUCCGCACAAAAGCUUCCAAGUUCUCGCGAUCCCGAACAGCAGAUGUCGCCCACGCCUUCGCUAAAACGUUAGUCGAAAUGCUUACCGCGGCAAACCCUCAAUCCAUCUCAGUCGGCGAUUUGGAUACUUUCACCCGAUGCGACUACGACAAAGUGAUGAACUGGAACCCCCCCCUCCCUAGUGCUCUUGAUUCUUGCUUUCACCAGCUAUUUGAACAAAUCGCCCGGAAAACGCCCGAUGCUCCCGCCAUUUGCUCAUGGUGCGGCCAUGAUUACACCUAUCGCGAGCUUGACACAGUCUCGACGAAAUUGGCAAAUCAUCUUAACAAUGAGCUAGGUGUAGUGGUGCCAGAAACGCCCGUCCUGAUUUGCUUCGACAAGUCCUCGAUUGCUAUGGUCUCGAUGCUGAGCAUAUUCAAGGCUGGUGGAGCAUUUGUCGCCAUCGACCCUGCGUAUCCCAUCAGUCGCAUCCAGGCCAUCGUCCAAGCGACGAAUGCCUCCCUAGUUCUGGUGCAGCCGAUACACCGUUAUCUCUUCGAAGGCAUUUUUAUGGAAAAGUCCAUUGUCGCGCUAGAUUCAGCAUACCUUGAUGGACUUCCUCUACCCUCUACGAUUUCUCCAUGUCGCGUGAUUCCCUCAAACACUGCGUACAUACAUUUUACGUCCGGCAGUACCGGUAUUCCCAAAGGCAUCAUGAUCGAACAUCGCGCCCUCUGCACCGCCGUCUCCGCCCUAGCCUCACCCAUGCGCAUCACAUCCACCUCCCGUGUCCUCCAAUUCGCCGCAUACAUUUUCGACCUCAGUUUCGGCGACAUCUUCGUCACGCUCUCUCAAGGAGGUUGCAUCUGCGUGCCAUCUGAACAUGAACGUGUCAAUGACCUGGUGGGCGCAAUCUUGCGCAUGGAUGUUAACACGGCGUGCUUGAUCCCCAGCGUCGCACGUAUUCUUCAUCCGGAGCAGGUGCCUGGUCUUCAGACACUUCUAUUGGGUGGGGAGGCGCUCUUGCAAGAAAAUCUAGAGCGUUGGGCAGACAAGGUUGUGCUGAAUGCGAUGUACGGUCCUUCUGAGUGCACUGUCUGGUGUACGUCACAAACAGAUUUGAGAGUUGAUAGCUUGGCGAAUAAUAUUGGGAGGGGUCGCGGAGCGCGGCUAUGGGUAACAAGAAGCGUCGACCACAAUCGACUGGUUCCGGCUGGAUGUAUUGGGGAGCUGCUCAUCGAAGGCCCCGUGCUCGCAAGAGGAUACUUGAACCCCGAGCAGACGAGGCAAUCAUUUGUCGAGAAUCCAAGCUGGGCAGUGUCCUCUUCUUCUGAGCGACGACGAUUCUACAAGACGGGAGACCUUGUGAGAUUCAAUGCCGACGGCACCCUGAGUUUCAUAGGUCGUAAGGAUACACAGAUCAAGUUGCAUGGCCGCAGGAUUGAAAUUGGAGAGAUUGAGCAUCACUUGGCUUCACAUUCUCUCGUCCAGCAAUCAAUGGUUAUGUUCCCCAGCGCGGGUGUGCAUGCCAAACGACUUGUGGCGAUUGUAGUGGUUGUCAACAGCACUAGUGCCAACACCGUCAACAAAGGAGGCAAAGAAGGAGAAGCAUCGAUUGUUAUGGCUAAAGAUCCAUGCACCUCAGAGCUGGCCAAGAUCAAGGAAUUUAUAUCCUCCAAACUUCCAUCGUACAUGCUCCCUCAGGCGUGGGUAGUAGUGCAGGACAUUCCGACGCUGAUAUCGGGAAAGAUGAACCGCGUUUUAGUGAAAAAGUUUGUUGAGAGUCUAACAAUAUCAACAACGGGGGAAAGCCAGCCUAAAGAAGGGAAAGGGUUGGGUGAGGCGGCGCAGCAAGAUCAUCAUAGCGAAGAAAAAGAGUAUGAUCAGAACGACGAUGGCGAUGCGAUUGAGAAGCGUUUGCGAGAUAUUUGGGGCCAGGUCCUCAAUAUCGGCGAUCACGGCGAAAAGAACAUAACGGAUGAUGUUAUUCGACUUGAUCAAACGUUCUCUGGCCUGGGUGGAGAUUCGUUUUCAGCCAUGGAUCUAGUCGCACGCUGUCGAGCUGAAGGCCUAGUUCUCACCGUGCAAGAUGUCCUCAGCAACAGUAGUGGUAUCACUAUUCAACAGAUGGCGAGGGUGAUCAAAAAGCAUCGUUCAGCACUAACAAAGAAUAUAUCUAUGAUGGCAGCAUUGAAAUUACGUCCCGUUUGGUGGGAUGCAUAG